This is a messenger RNA of Tripterygium wilfordii, 1189 nucleotides long. RefSeq names its product nudix hydrolase 4-like. Gene Ontology annotation, cellular component: cytoplasm; nucleus. Bases 226 to 762 code for a protein of 178 amino acids. Lineage: Eukaryota; Viridiplantae; Streptophyta; Magnoliopsida; Celastrales; Celastraceae. Gene Ontology annotation, molecular function: pyrophosphatase activity. The record is from RefSeq and is a predicted model, not a curated record. The transcript has 5 exons.
UGUUGUCUACCUCUGCCUCCCUAUCCCUUUGUAAUUGUGUUGCCAUUUCCAAAGAGUGCAGGAAAACAGCCACAAGCUCUUGGUCCUCCUGUUUCCUUCUCUCUAAUUUGAAUCCUGAUUAUAACCAAAAACCUUUCAAGAAACAAAAAAAGAAGGAAGAUAAAGUCCUAAUUGUGGCGAAUAUCUGGUCUAUUCGCUUUUCUUGAAAAGAUCCCUGUUAAGAUCAUGCCUACGCAAAUUAAAGACCCGGUGACUUUGGUUUCUCGUGCUGGUCGACACUUACAACGAUACGAUAAGGGAUUUCGUCAAGUUGUUGGUUGCAUACCUUACAGAUAUAGAGAAACAAACGAAGCAUCUCCUACAAAUGGAGCCCUAAGUGGACAACUAGAAGUCCUUGUAAUUAGUGCACAAAAUGGCCAAGGAAUGUUAUUCCCAAAGGGAGGUUGGGAAACUGAUGAACCCAUAAAAAAGGCCGCAAUGCGCGAAACCCGAGAAGAAGCCGGUGUAAUUGGUGACAUAGAACCUGAAUUAGGUGAAUGGAUAUACAAGAGCAAGCGCCGCAGCAUUAUUCAUAAAGGAUACAUGUUUCCUCUGCUUGUCAAGGACGAAUUGGAGUUUUGGCCCGAGAAGAAUUUUAGGGAGCGAAGAUGGGUUUCGGUCAGUAAAGCCAGAGAAAUAUGUCCACAUUUGUGGAUGAGGGAAGCUUUAGAAGAGUUAGUUCGGCGACAAACACAACUCAAACGCAGAGGAUGUGAAGAAUGACAACUCACUUAGAGAGACAAACAUCCCUAAACCUAACAGGGAGAUUCGGACCAAAAUCGGUUGGAAAAUGGAUCCACGGAUCAGUUGAAGAAGGUUUAGGACUUGGGACAUCUCAUGUACAUGUAAAAAAACUAUUGAAUUCAAUUGAUUUCUUUCAUGUUAAUGAGAGAAUUUUGAGAUUUGAUUCUCAACAUUGUGUUUCUCUGCUCGUUCUCUUGUUCAAGAGUCUUUUUGUUUUGGGUCACACCAUUGUAGGAUGAUAUCUAUUUUGUCGAGUAGUGAGACCAAGUUGUGUUGAUGGUGCUGUAACAAGUUGAUAAUGAUUGAGGUGUUAGGUUGGAUUGUAAUGAGGGCAUUGAUGAAGGGGCUCCAGAGAAGGUGAUGGUGAUGGAUUUGGAAUAACAUUCAUUCUCGAAGCCUUAUUGGA